UUGAUAUUAUUAUCCAUAAAUUAUCGAGUGACAAGUUGUGAUAAAUCGAAAAUUAUGUGGAGCAAUUCAAAAGCAUGUGGAAAAAUCGGUGAAAUUGAUUCCACGAAUGGUGUAAAGAGGAAUGAAAUAACGAUGGAGCACAAUUGUGGGGUCAUAGGUGUUGGAAUAGUACAAAAAAUUGCGUACAACGAGCGUGAAGAUCACAUGCACAUGACUUUCUCAUCAGCCUGUAUUAGAUGUGGCCUUUGUCUCGCGAUUGCUGAUAAGAUUGAUAACAUUAGGCUCACCUUGUACGAUACGAAAUCAUGUGAUUCAUAUCGAGGAAGUGCAGACACUGGGGUCAGAUUAUCGACGAUCUGUGAAAAUUCUUUUUCAGACUUCAGGUUGAGGGAAUUGCGAGGGAGACGAUUUAUCGGUGAGAAUAUCCCCGGGUCAAUAAUCAUUAAAUCCUCUGGAGAUGGAUUGUGGGGGGAGAAGUUGCGAGAUAAAUGCGAGGAAAUCCUGACAACGAUCGAACCCGAGGAUUUAUUGAAACAUUUGAGAGAUCGAUGUAAAACUCGUGACACCAACCUCAGAGAUAUUUUAUGCCAGGGUAGGAUGGGAGCUUCGAGGGACUGCCGAGGAAUAUUUAUCCCCCGAUGAAUAUUAUUUAAUAAAUA
Molecule: messenger RNA, 659 nt
Organism: Fopius arisanus
Lineage: Eukaryota; Metazoa; Arthropoda; Insecta; Hymenoptera; Braconidae
Exons: 4
Coding region: 55-642 (195 amino acids)
Source: RefSeq, a predicted model, not a curated record